Episyrphus balteatus (marmalade hoverfly) is the source of this 6869-nucleotide messenger RNA. RefSeq names its product neurogenic protein mastermind (gene mam). The record is from RefSeq and is a predicted model, not a curated record. Lineage: Eukaryota; Metazoa; Arthropoda; Insecta; Diptera; Syrphidae. Gene Ontology annotation, cellular component: nuclear speck; nucleoplasm. The coding region runs from base 1502 to 6034 and encodes 1510 amino acids. Gene Ontology annotation, molecular function: transcription coactivator activity. Gene Ontology annotation, biological process: positive regulation of transcription of Notch receptor target; Notch signaling pathway. The transcript is spliced from 8 exons.
UUAAUCCUCCACUUUACAAAAUUUGCUUUAGGCUGUUAGACUAACAGACUUCACACGUUCGCAGUUCAGCGUCUGGAACAACUAACACAAGAAUACUACUUGCUUUGUCAAUAUCGGAAGACCCCACUGUGCAUUUAGUUUGUCACUUGUUCCUCCCUGUGGUGGUGGCGGUGGUGUUGGACGGCGGAGGGUUGCUUUGUAUUUGUUCAUUCGUUUACCACGUAUACUGCUUUGGUGUCUUCCUUCUUCCCCUAUAGUACUUCUAUCUUUCAUGUUUCAGAGCAGAACUGAACACACAAAAAGGUAUAUUGCUUGCAUUCUCCAAUCCAAUCUGCCUGUGCCCCGGUUCCAUUGAUUUGAUAGUGGGUACUCUUACUUCGUUUAGAGGCAAAGGCACACAAUUCUAUGCUGGCUCUGACUCUGAACUGAACACUUUGUGAGUGAGUGUUAUGCUAUGUGUGCCUUUCCUCCUUGUCAUCAUUAUUGUCGUUGUCGUCUUCCUCGUGGUUUCCUCUUUGCAGUUGUUUUUGCUGUUACUCACGUUUUGUUGUUGCUUUCUGAAUGGUUAGCUGUGGCUCUGUUGUCUACUGGUUGUAUGAUGUGGUGUACGGUGUUACGGUGGUGUAUCUACAACUGCUCGUAGUCAGCUGUACAAAAGUGUAUCUUGUUAGCCUUUGGAUUUUUCAGCUGGAGCUGUGCACUGUGCUGUGCUGUGCUCAGCUCUGGCUUUGGUUCUGGCUCGGUGCGACAGACUCGCGUUGUGUGCGCUUCAUCUGUGCUGUGAGACUAUGGCUAGUCAGUCAGUCAUCGACAUUAGACCGGAGUAAUCCAGUUCUUUCUGUCUCUCUCUCUGCAUAUAAUUAUUUAGGAAAAAAGUGUCUGAAGUAUUUCACCUUCUUUGAUUUUGUUUUAAUGUACCUACCUACUCAUUUCUAAGAAAAGUUGAAUGAUCAAUGUGAAAGAUAGAAGAAAAAUUAAAUCAAUUAAACAAAAAAAAAAAUGAAUACAAAAUAAGAUCGAAAUUAAUGAAUGGAACUAAUACUUGGAAAUUAUUCAAAUAACGAACAUGAGAAAUAUAUUAAAACAAAAUACAAAUCUCAGCUAUUUUUGGACACAACAUCAAUCCGAUGAUUCAAGCAAUGACUCUACUAAAGUCACAUUGGAUUGAAAAAGAACUCAAUUAUCGUAACAGUAAAAAUGAAACAUUUGCAGACAACAAUCUUGCCAAAUUUCUUAAAAUAUAAUUCUUUUAAUGCGAGAAAAUUAUCAAGAACUAAGAGCCUUAGAAGGUUUACAAAAAAAAUGUUAUCUAAGGAUUAAAUGAUUUAAAAAAUCCCCUUAACAACAAGAAGAAACGCAAUAAAUGAAAGCCACACCAUUAAACAUUAACCCUGUGAAGUAAUCAUUUGGAUUUGUACUACAAUUACUUGGCUUGGAAGGCGGCGCUUUGUUAACUAGCGUAUUACCAUACAAAUAAAUCCAGCACACAUAAAAACUAUUUAUGGAUGCAGGGGGUCUUCCAGUAUUUCAGAGCGCCAACCAGGCAGCCGCCCAACAACAACAGCAGCAACAACACCAACAUCAGCAACUUAAUUUACAGCUGCAACAGCAGCAGCAUAUGCAGCAUCAUCAACAACAUCUUCACCAGCAGCAAAAUCUUGUCCAUCUACAACAACAGCAACAAUUACAUGCCCAGCAUCAACAACAAACACAACAACAACAUCACCAGCAGCAGCAACAGCAACAUCAACAACAGCAAUCUCAACAGCUUCACAAUGUGCAGCAACAACAAAAUAUUCAUGUGCAACAACAACAAAAUCCCCAACAACAGCAGCAACAGCAACAGCACACGACAACAUUCAAUCCAAACCAGCAGAAUGUCAGUCCCGGUCUUGGCAACAGUGAUAUUAUGCCACCAAAGAAUCAGGCGGUGGUGGAACGAUUGCGAAGACGCAUGGAAAACUAUAGACGACGACAGACAGACUGUGUACCACGUUUCGAGCAGGCAUUCAACAACGUGUGCGAACAGCAAAAUCACGAGACAACAACAUUACAGAAGAGAUUCCUUGAAAGCAAGGCCAAGAGAGCGGCCAAAAAGACGACGGAAAAGAAGCCAACGGAAAAUUUGUUAGCGGGAAAUCUUCAAAGUAGUGUUCAUGUGCAACAAAAAUUUCUUAAAAGACCAGCGGAAGAUGUGGACAAUGGGGCUGACAAUUUUGAACCACCCGUCAAGCUACAGCAUAAUGGCUCAGAAAAUUUAACCAAAUUCUCGGUAGAAAUUGUUCAACAAUUAGAAUUCACAACUUCGGCGGCUAAUUCACAGCCCCAACAAAUAAGCACAAAUGUUACAGUAAAAGCGCUUACCAAUACAUCAGUAAAAAGUGAAGGCAGUAGUGGGGGUCAGAAUCAACAACAACAAAAUUCCGGAAGUAAUCAACAGCAGCAGCAACAAGGUGGCGGUGUUCCUGGACCUGGGGGUGAUCUAAGUGGAAAUAAUGGCAUGGGUGGUGGACAGCAAGGAAACGGCAGCGGUCUAAUGGGUGGACAUAAUAAAGCAUCAACGCUGGGUGGCUUAGCCAACCUUGUUGAAUGCAAACAAGAGCCAGAUCAUGACUUCUCUGAUUUGGGAGUGGGCCUGGAAAAGGACGGUGGAGGCCCAAAUGGAAAUUUUCCUGGUUUUCCCGAUCUUAUGGGUGACGAUACAGACGAGGGCAAUGAUACAUUCAAGGAGUUGAUAUCUGAUUUACAGGAUUUCAAUCCCGGAUUCUUGGAUGGAUUCGACGAAAAACCGCUACUUGAUAUUAAAACCGAAGAUGGUAUUAAGGUGGAGCCUCCAAGUGCUCAAGAUCUCAUGAGCAGCCUGAAUGUAAAAUCAGAAAAUCCUAUGGCACAAUUUGCUUCGCAAUUUGGGGGAGGACCGGGAAUGGCUGGAUCUGGCAUAGGCGAUAACCAAGGACUGAACAAGAUGCGCAAUCAAUUCCAAAAUGGUCCUAAUGGUCCAAUCACAGAGCUGUCUCUGGCGCAAACGCUCAAACACAUGGCUGAGCAGCACCAACAUAAAAACGCUAUGAGCGGUAUGAACUUCCCUCGUCCUCCUAUGCAACCUCCACAGCAAAAUCAAAUGAUGGGCGGCAGUGGUGGAAACCCAAACAACCGCUACAAUGACUUUGGGCCAUUUGUAAACGAUUUUAUGUCUUCUGGAGGUCAGAAUGGUUCAAAUGUAAAUAGCGGUAAUCCUAUCAGCAACCAACAACAACAACAACAUCAACAAAAUGCCCAACAACAGCAACAACAACUGCCUCCACAAUACCACAAAGGUCCUACAUCUGCACAAUCAUUUGUUGAUAUUAAACAGGAACUCUUCUACUCGUCUCAGAACGAUUUUGAUCUCAAAAGGCUGCAGCAACAGGCUCAAAUACAACACCAACAGCAACAACAUCAACAGCAUCAACAACAACACCAAGCGCACCAACAACAUCAACAGCAAGCGCAUCACCAACAACAACCAAAUCCCAAUAUGGGCCCAAAAAUUGGCGGAGUUGUUGGCUCAGGCUUCCCAAAACCCACCAACCCUCAAGCAGCGCAACAGCAGCAAUCAGCUGCCGCAGCUGCAGCUGCUCAACAAGCUCAGCAACAGCAAUACUCGCCAUACAGUUCGCCCAUGUCACAGCAGGGCAACAAUAGUCCUGCAGGACCCAAUUUCAUGCAGCCACCCCGAGGUGUCAAUGCUGGCGUCCCUCCUAACAUGUCCUCGCAAUGCCCACCGCCUCAACAACAGCAACAACAACAACAGCCGCAACAGCAGCAACAACCAUCGCAGCAACAAAGUUCGGCAAAUGCUGCCAACGCCCAGCGACAGAACUCAGCGGGUGGUGUUGGCAAUGGAGUCAAUCCAAACAACAGUGGUUCAAAUAGUGGUGGUAUUCAGUCAACAGCGACAACAACAUUGCAAAUGAAACAAACUCAACAGUUGCACAUAAGCCAGCAGAGUGGAGCACAUGGUAUUCAAGUUUCCGCUGGGCAGCAUUUACAUCUCACUGGUGAUCUUAAGAGCAAUGUGUCAGUUGCAGCGCAACAAGGCGUUUUCUUUAAUCAACAGCAGGCUCAACAGCAGCAUCAGCAACAUCAGCAGCAACAACAACAACAGCAGCAGCAACAACAAAAUCAGCAAUCUCAACAACAUACACAGCAAGGUGGCAAUAAUCUAAGCAAUAACCCGCAGAAUCAACAAUCAAAUCAAAAUAUUAAUAAUUCAUCUGGUCCUGGAAAUGACUCGUACAGUAUGUCUCAAACUCAGUCAAUAAGCUUCACCCAGCAACAACAACAACAGCAACAACAACAGCAACAACAACAACAACAACAGCAGCAACAACAACAACAGCAGUCACUUAGACAGCGACAGUCUCAAGCUGCUGCAGCGGCGGCUGCUGCAGCCGCUGCCAAUGUCGUUGGCAUGGGUAAUGCUUCAGCACCUGGUAAUAGUGCCACAGUUGGUGCUGCUUCUAACAAUGUUCCCAAUAACAAUAUUCCAAACCAAUCGCCAGGAAAUCCGUCAGCACCUGGCGCUAUGGCAAGCAUGAGUCAAAUUGCCGGAAACACAGCCACAUCUAACGUGCCAAUGAGUCAGGGUGGCAUGAAUUCAAAUAUGGGUGCAGGAAAUAUGUCUCAGAACAUGGGCCAAAUGUCACAUGGGAACAGUGGUCCUGGUGGCAUCGGUGCCAUGGGUAUAGGUGGCAUGAGCGGGAUUCCCAGUCAAAUGGGUGGCAUGGGUACAAUGGUUCCGAAUGCAAUGAACCAGACCGCUGGAGGAGGUGGAAUGGGCCCAAAUUCGAUGAUGAUGUCAGGCGGACCAAUGGGAAUAAAUCAAGCUAAAUUCUUGCAACAACAACAAAUGUUAAGGGCACAAGCGAUGCAGCAACAACACAUCGCUGGAAAUCGACCACCGCCUCCAGAAUAUAAAGCAACACAAGCUCAGCUUAUGCAAGCUCAAAUGAUGCAUCAGAGCUCCGGUGGAAGAUUCCCCAAUGCAGCGGCGCAAGCUGCAGCUAUGAGGCGAAUGAGCCAACAGCCAAUACCACCAUCUGGUCCAAUGAUGCGGCCGCAACAUUCAAUGUACAUGCAACAUUCCGCAGGAGGAGGCCCUCGCUCAGCUAUGGGACCGUACGGUGGUCCAAUGGGAGCUGGACCGCAGAGGCCCCCUAAUGUACAAGUAACUCCCGAAGGCAUGGCAAUGGGUUCACAACAAGAAUGGCGGCACAUGAUGAUGUCCCAGCAGCAAAAUAUGUCAUUUGGUGUACAAGGUGGUGGUCCAGGUCCAAUAAGGCAGCCCCCUAAUUCUGGAUUCAAUUCAGGAGGAUUCAUGUCGAACUCAGCGGCCGGUAGUGGACUAACUGGUGGCCCUACUGGAAUGUCUCAGGUUCCAAACCCGAAUAUGCAAUUGACACCUACCCAAAUGCAACAGCAAUUACUGCGUCAACAACAACAGAAUCAAUUGGUUGCUGCACAACAAAGCCAACAGCAACAAAAUAUGAUGAGCAACAUGAGUCAGAAUCAGCAGGCCGCCGUAAUGCAACAAAUGCUGCAACAACAACAACAUCAUCAACCACAACAGCCCCAACAACAAAACAUGAUGACGCAGAUGCAAAUGGCUUCCAUGCAUAUGUCUCAAUCACAGCAAAUCACAAUACAACAACAGCAGCAGCAACAACAAUUCGUUCAGCAAACAACUACCACCACAACCCAUCAACAGCAUACUCAGCAAAUGAUACAAAUGACCGGUGCCUCCGGAAACAACCCCAGCGCAGUACAAGGUGGUGCUAUACCUGGUGGACCGCUAUCCGCACCACCGGCAUCAAUGCAAACAACAAAUUCUUCAAUUAACCAGGCCAUUAACUCGGUCGUUGGCAAUACAAACGACCUAUGUCUAGAGUUCUUUGACAAUUUGCCCGUUGGUGAUGCCAGUAAUUUUUCUACGCAAGACUUGCUAAAUUCGUUGGAUAAUGACAGUUUUAAUAUUCAAGACAUUUUACAGUAAACCAAGACAUUUUAGGUUAUUUUUUUUUUACUCUAACAAAUAAUUUCGGUCAGUUGAUUGGUUGUUGAACACUUUAUUUUUUGUUACUUAUUUAAAUAAGAGUAUGGCUUGUGCGUUUGUAAGAGAUGUAAGUUUUUAAGUUCUUUUUGUUAAACAAAAACAUUCCCUUCUUGCUGUUUAAAGAAGUUUUUAAUUUAUUUAUGUAAUUACAUUAAAACGAAAGUUAAUUUAUGAAGUUUAAGAAAUAUCAAAAUUUUAAACAUAGUAUUUUUUUGUUUGAAAUUUAUUUUAUUUAAAAGAAAACUACCCCCUUUGACGAAAAUAAAAAACAUUUUGCUGCACUUCUUUCUUUAUGAUAUUAGAUGCAUCUGGUUUCUGUAACCUUGUAACUCAUUUAUAUUUCAGUACUGAGUACAAUUAGUUUCAACAGAAAACUUUAUGUAAAUUUUAUUCAAGCUCAUGACAUUUUUCUCACAAUCUUCAAUCUGUUACAUUACAUUACAGGCCAAAAUGACAAACUAUUUUAAGAAGAACUUUUCAAGUUUUCUUAAGAUGUUAGAUACAAGCUAAUGUUGCGCAAAAAAAAUAAGCGUUUGCAGAUUGAAUUUUGAGGAAACAUAUCUUUUAUAUUUAUCUUUUUUGAUCAAAGUGUGUUAAAGCUAGGCUUAUUUUAGAAAAAAAAAACUAGUUUGUAUUCAAACGGUGUUGGAAAAAUCAAUUUUUAAAAAAGCUAAAUUAUAAGGGUUUGUGAAAAUUAGCAAGCCCAUUCUCUCUUCAUGGGAAAGAUACCAAAUAAAUCUUUCAAUCUUUCUUAUUUAAAUAACUUUAAACAAAA